This is a messenger RNA of Filobasidium floriforme, 717 nucleotides long. RefSeq lists its product as uncharacterized. The record is from RefSeq and is a predicted model, not a curated record. Bases 1 to 717 code for a protein of 238 amino acids. NCBI's taxonomy places the organism in Eukaryota, Fungi, Basidiomycota, Tremellomycetes, Filobasidiales, Filobasidiaceae. The transcript has 3 exons.
AUGCAAUACAACAGAAGUUUGACGCUCAAUUCGCAGAGCGAUGAGAUUACACAGCGCUCCAGCAUAAACACAUCGCACUCGAUUCAUCACCCGUAUGCUUCGCCGGGUCCGGCGAGCGAACACAUGCCAGGCGAAGAAGAGAUGGGUCCGCAUGCAGAUCGUCUUGUUCAAAGGAUGAUGAGCGAGGUUCUCAGCGGAACGGAUGGAACGGAAUUGCCUGACUGUCUCGCAGGGAGGUCAUCGCAAGAUGAAUCACAAAGUCUGAGCCCCGUGGCGCCCAGUUUUGCUCCCGCAACGGUUUCAACCUACCGAUCGUCGAAAUUGAGCGCUGAUGAUGUGCACCAGUGCUCAAGGACAGGCAGCCGCCUCCUUGACGGCAAGUGUAGAUCAAACGAUGAAUCGAGAGGGUCUGCUUCCCGAGAGCCAUUUGAUGCAUUCCACGACUGUCCGGACCUUCAAUCCAGAUCGCCCAAAAUCGCAUACGUCCCUGCCCCCAGAGUUGAAGCAUACUCUGUCGUUGGUCUUAGCGAGAGGAGACCCUCGAUCGUCGCCGUUGCCGGCCAUGGGCAAGGCUAUCGAACAUCUAGGCUGGUUAUACUCCAGAUGGCAUCUCCAUUAUCAGAAAGCGCUAAAGAUAGAAGGAAUGAUUACAGCCUCGAAGCAGACAAUUUUCGACGUCAUUUUCCAAGAGCUUUCCAGUCGAUUGCGGUUAUAUAA